CAUCACCUGUCGCGAGGCUGCACACUGGUGCCAGAGCGCGCGCGCAAAAGGCUGUCCUCAAGCUAUAAUUCAGAUCCCGCUGCUGACAGAUUUAACCUGCACUAUGUUUUUCGGUGUUUUUUACAUUUAUCUACUAUUCUCGUCUCCUUCGAGGGGUGUUUCACACCUUCCUGCGUCUCACUGAUACAUACUCAGAUCCAGAAUGGAGUCAUUAAACCAAUCCGGGUGGGUGGGGACAAUCCCAGAGGAUUAUAACUCCUCCUUUGGACUGGGAUUUUCAGGAAGUCCAGUUGGGAAUUACACUGGCAAUGUGUCCGAUCAAAGCAUGCCGUUUCAAGGGAGCAGCACGAUGGUUACUGCGGUCAUAUCAUUCACCGUGUUCAUCGUUGGACUCACUGGCAACACCCUGGCUAUCUACGUAGUUUUGCGCUAUGCUAAAAUGAAAACGGUUACAAACAUAUACAUUUUAAACUUGGCCGUGGCCGAUGAGCUGUAUAUUUUGGGCCUUCCGUUCCUCACGACGCAAAACGUACUUUCCUACUGGCCGUUUGGCUCAUUCCUGUGUCGCGUCGUCAUGACGGCAGACUCGUUAAAUCAAUUCACAAGCAUCUUCUGUUUGACAGUGAUGAGUAUUGAUCGCUAUUUAGCAGUAGUGCAUCCUAUCCGCUCCACUAGUUGGCGCCGACCACGAGUAGCUAAAGCAGUUAGCGCAGCGGUGUGGGCGUUUUCCUUCAUCGUUGUUCUCCCCGUGGUGAUAUUCUCUGACGUUCAGGACAUGUUUAACUCAUGCAACAUGAGUUGGCCGGAACCACGAGACGUUUGGUCGAUGGCAUUCAUUCUUUACACCGCAACGCUCGGAUUCUUCGGCCCCCUGCUAGUCAUCUGCAUGUGUUACCUGCUCAUCGUAGUCAAGGUGAAGUCGUCCGGUGCACGGGCGGGAUUUACGAAGCGCAGACGCUCCGAGCGGAAGGUGACCCGCAUGGUGGUGGUGAUCGUGGUAGUGUUCGUCCUCUGCUGGCUGCCGUUCUACAUCAUCAACAUCGUAAACCUGGUGUUCAUACUCCCGGAGAGCAGCGUGAUGGCAGGGGUGUAUUUUUUCGCCGUCAUCCUGUCGUAUGCCAACAGCUGCGCCAAUCCGCUGCUCUACGGGUUCUUGUCCGACAACUUCAAGCAGAGUUUCCGGAAGGUGCUGUGUGUGCGCAAGGCAAACGGCGUGGAGGAUGGAGAUCCCAGUGUGCCGCGGACGGAGAAAACGACAACCCACGAUACCUUCCUGACGCCUCAGAACAAUGACUUAAAUGGACACAUACAGGGCAGCCAGGUGUGGCCUGAGCCUCAAGCCACGCCCCUGAGCGUGCCAGUGACUCCGCCCUCCCGCGCAGCAGAGCUCAGCCUCCACCCGGUGCCCGCUGUCGCCACGCCCAGCUCCAGCCGUGACCUGUGACCCCGGCGGGUCGUGAGGGCCCUUCCGAACAAUGCCAGGAUACUUUGUUUUGGGUGGAGGGUGCAGUGUGUGCUGGAAACACCAGGGUCUUCAUGCACAUGGAAACCUGGAAAUAUCAGGAAUUUUUAAACGGCCUGGAAAAUUCUCUGUUGAAUUUAAAUGCUUUAAAAUAUUUAAUCAGUUAAGAAUUACUAUUUGUGAAUUUGUAAAACACUAUUAAAUACCUGGAGUCUGAGGCCACCAGUGAAAAUCUGUUUCGUAUUUUUAGAAUUUAAUGCAAUCCCUUCAACAUCAAUAUAAUAUUAGCAAAACUAUUUUUAAGUUUUUCUUUAAUGAUUAAGUGCAAAGCCUGACUUUCUCCAGCAUGACCUAAAAAGGAAUAAUGCA
Sinocyclocheilus grahami is the source of this 1831-nucleotide messenger RNA. Its product is annotated as somatostatin receptor type 5-like. Gene Ontology annotation, molecular function: somatostatin receptor activity; neuropeptide binding. The coding region runs from base 203 to 1444 and encodes 413 amino acids. Gene Ontology annotation, biological process: neuropeptide signaling pathway; regulation of insulin secretion; cellular response to glucocorticoid stimulus. Gene Ontology annotation, cellular component: neuron projection; plasma membrane. The transcript has 3 exons. The record is from RefSeq and is a predicted model, not a curated record. Lineage: Eukaryota; Metazoa; Chordata; Actinopteri; Cypriniformes; Cyprinidae.